CUCAAGGACUCUGAAUACCUAGUUCUAACCGUCAAUUAACAGCGCAGUUGCAAGAACCAUGUCGGGCCUCGUCGAAAAGCUGACUGCCGAAGGGGGCGGUGAAUCCGCAGAGUUCUUGAACGACAUCGUCAAGCAGCUGUGGCCCAAUAUCAACGCCGCGGGCAGCAAGAUGGUCAAGGAGAUCGUGGAGCCCAUGUUCAAGACGAUACUGCCGGGGCCCCUGGCCACCCUGCACUUCACCAAGAUCGAUCUCGGCCCGGUCCCGCUGCGGCUGUCGAACGCGAAGACCACCAAGAGCGAGGAACACGGCAUCAAGCUCGACCUGAACGUCGACUGGGUGGGCAAGGCCGACAUUGAAAUGGACGCAGACAUGAUCCCUGCCCUCGGCGUCAAAAGCGUGCAGCUUCAUGGCAGGCUCUCCAUACUGCUAUGCCCUCUCACAAAUGUCAUACCACUGAUCGGAGCCGCCCAGAUCUCAUUCAUCAACCCACCAGUUCUGAAGCUUGAUUUCACGGGCGCGGCCAACGUGGCCGAUUUCUCCCUCAUCGACGACACCGUCCGCAGCGUGAUUCUCGGCAUCAUCAACUCCAUGUUCACACUCCCCAACCGAUUCCUGGUCAAGCUCGACGCCAACGCCGACUACUUCAAAACGUACCACUACCCACUUGGCAUGGUGCGGGUGACCGUGGAGAAGGCGUGGGGCUUUGGAGAGGAGGCCAAGUCGUCCACGCGAAAGUUGUUCAACAAGCUGACUCGUGCCGCUCCUGACUGCUAUGCCAAGGUCGACGUGGGCGGGGAGGAGUCGUGGAAGACGGCCACCAGGAACAACACGAACAGGCCGUCGUGGAACGAGACGCACGACUUUGUGGUGAGUGAUUUCGACCAGUGCAUCAAGGUGGACGUGCUGGACGAAGACGUCAACGGAGAUGAUGAAGUUGGUCUGGCGGUGACCACCGUCCGCGAGAUUCUGGUGGCUGGAGGCAGCCAAGAACUGCCUCUGGUUCACAAAGGCGAGGAAACGGACGGCAGGGUCGCGAUCUCGUGCGCAUUCUUCAAGUACGUGGCCGACGCCGGGAGCCUCACCGCGUCCGACCACAAGGGCGACGGCCGCCUCUCCGGGAUGGCCACCAUCCUCGUCGCAAGCGCCUUCGGCAUCAAGGGCCCGCGCGAAGACCUGAAGCCGAGCGUGGUCGUGACGUGGGGCACGGCCCACCGAUUCCAGACCGCCGUCAAGACCGACGCGCCCGGCACCGACAUCAGCAAUCCUGCCUUCGACCAGGCGUUCCGACUCCCCAUCACCACCGAUCUAGUAGGCAGCAGCCCGGACGACUUCCGCAUCGCGCUUCUGAACGGCGAGAAGGAGAUCGGAGCCGUCGACAUCCCGUUUGCGAGUGUGGCGGAGGCGCCCGACAAGACCCUCCAGCAGAAAUUCGACGUUGGUGGUGGAGCCUCGGUCAGGGCCAGCAUUCGCCUCCGAGGCAUUGUCCCGGGAGAGAUGCCACAGGGAGCAGCGCUUCCUGAUAGACACAAGUGAUGAGACGUCCGACAAAUGUGGUGGAAUUUCAUUCCUUAGACCGCACCUCAAAUCCCUUCAGAUCCAUCUUGUCUGUAACAAGGCAGGACUGGUUUUCGUUCCUUCUUCUGAGUGGGAUCUGAGUUCGGGCUCUGGGAGGCGAGUCGACAGUGUGGUUCUGCGGCAGAGGAGGGAGAAGACGAGGAAUAGUCAGUUGUAAUUCUACCUUUUCGGUUCCCUUGCCGUCUCCAAAGGGGGGCGGAGUCAGUGACCGCUCAGGGAGCGUAGGCUCUGCCCUCAAGGGGGCAGCUCCGUUUGUAGGAUCAUCUCAGACUCUCCUCGCAGCUCAAGAUUUCGGGGCUCUACGCAAGGUGGACAACGUAGAACGGACCCAUGACCGAAU
Cladophialophora immunda is the source of this 1916-nucleotide messenger RNA. RefSeq lists its product as uncharacterized. The transcript has 4 exons. Gene Ontology annotation, molecular function: lipid binding. Bases 59 to 1534 code for a protein of 491 amino acids. The record is from RefSeq and is a predicted model, not a curated record. Lineage: Eukaryota; Fungi; Ascomycota; Eurotiomycetes; Chaetothyriales; Herpotrichiellaceae.